Molecule: messenger RNA, 3000 nt
Organism: Closterium sp. Yama58-4
Lineage: Eukaryota; Viridiplantae; Streptophyta; Zygnematophyceae; Desmidiales; Closteriaceae
Source: the annotation of a GenBank genome assembly
AUGCUUUUACGUACACUGAAAUCUAUUUGCCGCUCCCUGCAAUUGCCGUUUCUGGCAAUGAUUCGUCGGCUGGACUCAGGCAUUAACCGUCAUAGCCUCGCGUUCUUAUUGCUCGUUCGAUCGACAGCAGCUCUCACUUCCAGCUGCAUCGAUUAUUUAUAUCCGUCUGUUAGGUGUUGCACCCAGGAGCAGCCCCCUUUCGUCUCUGCCGCCCCCCUCCGCCCCACUGUGGCGUGCGCGCGUCACUCUGGGCGCGGCACAGCGCACUGCACGCAGUGCGCGCGCGACCUUGGCGCCAUGACGCGCAUGCAUCACUUCAGCAGGGCGGGGGCCAGCAGAGCAGGGGGGCCAGGAGGGGCGGGCGAGGACGCAUCAGCAGCGAGCAUGUCUCGGGCGCGCUCUGUGUUUCUCAACGCCGUGCUCUCAGAGCCCGAGGUGGUCGCCCUUAGAGAAGCAGAGCUGGAGAUGGCGGCAGCAGGCAAGGGGGCGGCGGCAGCAGCGGAGGAGGAGGCGCAGAGGGAGGUGGAGGAGGACGAUGCGCCGGGGCGCAUAGGCGAGGAGAAGCUGUUCAGCAACAUGAUGCACGACGAGUGGCUCGAAUACCUCUAUGAAGAGAUCCUCCUGCUCCGGAUCGAGCGGCAGAACGAGUUGCUGGCGAACCAGCAGCAGACGGCCAUCUCCCGCCGCGGAGGGAGCGAAGGGGGGCCUGCUGAGGGGGAGGACGCAGCGGGGGCAGGCAGGGGCGGGGGGGGGAAAGGAGUGGCUGGUGCCUCUGCCUUCUCCUUCGCCUCUGCCUCCACCCCCGCCAAAGCGGCAAUCGCAUCGAACCCCUCUGCACCGGUCCCGGCUCUGCUGCUCCACAGGCCCUCCCAGGCAGCGUCUGGGCCCUCUCACGCUGUGCCAGCCGCUGCUCCUUCUUCCACCAUCACUGACGCGCUCAGCACAGCACACCCCGCACACUCCCCCUCCUCCUCCCCUCUGCACCCGGCUGUGGCAGCAGCAGGCGGGGGCGCAGGCUUGGCUGGGGGGAGGGUAGCAGGGAGGGUUGGGGCGGUGGGGAUGCGGCGGCAGCGGCACAAGAGGGUGGCGACGAUAGGGUCGAGUGUGGAUCUGGCUGAUUUGAGGGAGGAGGCAGCACGGCUUGACCGGUCCAGUGGGGUGGAGGCAGCUAUGGUGGCUGCAGAGGCUGCUGUGUCGGGCGGCCGGCAGAUGAUGCGCAUGUGGGAGCGCAUGAGACGAAUCAUGCCCUCCGCUGGCGGAGUGGACGUGGAGGACCCUACCCAGUCUGCCUCCCCCGGAUCGCACCCACACCUGGACGACCAUGCUCCUGACGUCAGCACCCCGCAUCACCAUCACAAUCACCACCAUCACCAUCAUGCGCAGCAGCAGGCGGGGCAGGGGGAGCAGCAGGCUAUAGUGGUGGGGCCGGAGCUGCUGGCAGCGCUGGCCAAGGGGCAGGUGACGGGCGAGCAGCGCGCCAAGACAUGGCUCGCCAUCGCUUGUGCUGACCCCGAGGAUGAGAUCAUGAGUCGUCGCAACUACCGCAACCUGCUCAAGCAGCCAUCCGUCUCCGCCAAUGAGAUACAGCGGGAUGUGAACCGCACGUUUCCGCUGCACAGCAUGUUCCAGGAGGAGAAGGGCGCGGGGCAGAAGGCGCUCUUCAACGUCAUCAAAGCCUACUCCGUGUUGGACAAGGAGGUGGGGUACUGUCAGGGCAUGGGGUUCAUAGUGGCGACGCUGCUGCUGCUCAUGGGCGAGGAGGACGCCUUCUGCUGCCUCGUCUUCCUGCUCUACAAGUGCGGCCUGCGAGGGGUCUUCCUGCCAGACAUGCAGCAGUUGCAAGUGCGCAUGUACCAGCUGUCACAGCUACUCAUAGACGCACACCCGGAGGUGCACGCAUACUUUGAGGAGCUCGAUGUCAAACCCGUGAUGUAUGCGGCGGACUGGUUCCUGUCGCUCUUUGCGCGCACCAUGCCGCACUACAUUGUCUUCCGCGUCUUUGACAUCAUCUUUGCGGAUAAGACAACAGCCAUUGUCUUCAAGCUUGGCAUGGUGCUGCUGCAGGUGUGUGAGCGGCAGCUGCAGCAGUGUCCGGAGAUGGAAUACGCCAUGCACUUCCUGCGCGUCGAACUGCCCCUGCAACUCAAGGAAAUAUCGGAGGACUAUCUGGAGGAGCUAGUGAGCAAGGCCCUGCGCGUGCACCUGCCCUUUGACAGCCUGCUGCGACUCGAAGCUGAGUACGAGUUGUUGGCAGGGGAGGCAGCGGCAGCAGCGCGGCAUGUGAGGGCGGCAGCAGCAGCGAGUGAGGCGGCCGCACGGUCGCUGGAGUGCACGCGCAGGGACCUGGAGGUUCGCCUGCACCACGCCCUCAGGGCGCGCAAGCAAUCACAUGAGCUGGCUGCUGUGUUCAAGGCAGCUAUAGCAGGCCUGCAGCAGGGUGACCAAGAGAGUGGCACAUCGGAGCAGAGCACACAGCACAGCGGACAAAGGCAGGAGCAGGAGCACAGGGCCCUGAAUGGCCAUGAGCCUGAGACAGCUUCUGAGAUUGUGACAGCAGAUGCCGCAAAUUCUGCCACUGCAGCAGCAGCAGCUUCGGGUGCUCCUGGUGCUUCCACAGCACUGGCAGCGGCGGCCAUGGACCAAGCAGGGUUGAACAGUGAGAGCGAGACAAAAGGUGGAAGCAAGCGUGGCGGCAAGGUUGUGCGGGUGAGCAGCAGGAGCAGCAACGAGGGAGCGUUGGAUCUGGCAGUGCGGUACUUUGAAUGGAAGGAGUGGAGCGAGGUGGCGGGCAAUGCAGCAACCGUGGCAGUGCUGCGGCAGGUAGAGGAGGCGAGGCACGCGUGCCAUGAGACGCUCACGGCACUGGCAGCAGCUGAGAUGGCACUUGCAGAGAGGGCAGAGCAGGUGGCGCAGGAGGGGGAGCAAGAGCGUGUGGUGCAGGAGAUGGUGGUGGUGUUGGAGGAGGGUGAUGAGGGGGGCCAUGCUGACGAGUUCUUCUGA